AUGAAGACCUUGGUUCCCACGGCUCUCCUGCUGCUCCUGGCCAUCCUGGUCCUGACCAGGCAUCCAGAGGGUUCACACCCUCUGUUCUAUUUGCAAACUCUCCUCACUGGGCUUGACCUCCUGGAGCCCCAACUCAUCUAUGCUGUCUACAUUAAUGACAUUCAUAUUGAGAUAUUCAACAGCAGAGAGGAGCCUCCGAGGAUGGAGCACUGUGCGCCGUGGGUGGAUCAGCAGAAGCCAGAGUACUGGGAGAAGGAGACCGAGAAUAUGCUUAGUAUGAUGCAAGUACACAAGAAUUUAAUGAAGAAAAUAUUUGGCAUCUACCAUCUAAGUGGAGCUGGAAAUCACACACUGCAGAUCCUGAUGGCCUGCCAUGUGUUGUCUGGAGGGUACUUCAGUCAUGGACAAUAUGAAUUACUCUUCAAUGGCCAUGAUUACAUUGCACUGAAUGAGGACCUGAGAACUUGGACUGCAGUUGGCAAGGCAGCAGAAAUGGUGAGGAAAGAAUGGGAGACGACAAGUUUUGCAAAAUAUUUGAAGAAUUACUUGCAGUAUGAAGGUGUGAAGUUGAUCCUCAGACAGCUGGUCUAUGGGAAGGAGAUUUUGCUAAGAACAGAUACCCCUAAAAUUCAUGUGACCUGUAAGGUCAGAGCUGAUGGGAAAAUCACUCUAAGGUGUUGGGCCCUGGACUUCUACCCUGCUGAAAUCACCCUGACCUGGCAGAGAGAUGGGAGCAACCAAACUCUGGACAUGGAUGUGAUAGAGACCAGGCCUGCAGGAGAUGGAACCUUCCAGAAGUGGGCAGCUGUGGUGGUGCCUUCUGGGGAGGAGCAGAGAUACACAUGUCAUGUGGAUCAUGAGGGCCUGCCUGAGCCCAUCACCCUAAGAUGGGAGCCUCCUCAGCCCUCUGUCCCCAUCAUGCCAAUUGUUACUGGCCUGGUUCUUGGAGCUGUGCUUAUGGGAGCUGUGGUAACUUUUUAA
Peromyscus leucopus (white-footed mouse) is the source of this 981-nucleotide messenger RNA. RefSeq names its product class I histocompatibility antigen, Gogo-A*0201 alpha chain-like. Lineage: Eukaryota; Metazoa; Chordata; Mammalia; Rodentia; Cricetidae. Bases 1 to 981 code for a protein of 326 amino acids. Gene Ontology annotation, biological process: positive regulation of T cell mediated cytotoxicity; antigen processing and presentation of endogenous peptide antigen via MHC class Ib; immune response. Gene Ontology annotation, cellular component: external side of plasma membrane. The transcript has 5 exons. Gene Ontology annotation, molecular function: signaling receptor binding; peptide antigen binding. The record is from RefSeq and is a predicted model, not a curated record.